AAGUUUACAUCUCGAUGUGAAAUUCAGUUAAGGAUGCGGAAGUCAUACAAAGUUUAUGUUGUGUUGACGACAAUAUUAUCUAAAAUAUCUUAAAAAUGUUAAUAAAGUUAACAAUGAUUAUAAACUGUCUGCUACUCUUACCAAAGGUAUAAUAUUGAGGUAAAAUAACGUAAGAGGUUCCUGUGCGUAAUUACAUAUCUGGGACGAAUUGUACGAGGGAAAUCGAUUUUUCCAUCUACACCAACAACCCCUUCGAAAACUAACCAGGUGAUUUUUUGUGAAAACCACGAAGUUAAUAUGCCUUUCUCACUACAUCACUGUUGGAGUCCAUCGAAAUUACUCUUAGCCUGCUAAGCAAAAAACUCAUGACAAAUUAUAAACGAUGCCAGAAAAUUUAGAACUGCAUCAGUUUGUCGACGGUUUUCGUCAUGGCGAAACUUCACAUAGACUACUUACGCGCCUCAAAGCAACACUUAAUUGCCCUUAUUUGGGUAUUAUACUAGCUACUCUCUCCUCGCUUUUUUUCUCGCUAUGUUCGGUUAUAGUGAAGGGCCUCGUGGACGUAAAUCCAAUGGAGCUUGCUUCAUUUCGGUUUAUUGGUGUACUGCUUCCUGCAAUACCCAUCGUUGUCUACAAUCGGUAUCCGGUAUUUCCCGAAGGCAAACGUGUGAUAUUACUGCUACGCUGCUUUAUGGGCACGACCGGUUUAAUGUUAAGUUUUUACGCUUUUCGUCAUAUGCCACUCGCCGAUGCUAGUGUUAUAAUCUUCUCAACGCCAGUAUUUGUUGCCAUUUUUGCGCGAGUGUUUCUCAAGGAGCAUUGCAGCCUCUUCAACAUCGUCACCAUCUUACUUACUCUAGUUGGCGUAGUGCUAAUUACACGACCACCUUUUGUUUUUGGUGAUGCCGCCCCUUCAAUGGAGACUGAACGCUUUUCAGGGAAAACCUACGACAUUUGGGGUCCAGUUGCUGCCAUAUCAUCCACAUUAUUUGGUGCUAAUGUGUAUAUAUUGCUUAGAGCCCUCAAAGGGCUACAUUUCUCCGUCAUCAUGACAAAUUUUGGUGCUUUUGCCCUGGUGUAUACAUUUAUUGUGUGCGGUUCGAUAGGGGCAUUGUGCUGGCCAGCAUGUGGACGAGAUCGUUGGCUUGUGGUGGUUCUGGGUAUAUUUAGCUUUUUGGGUCAAAUAUUACUUACAUUGUCACUGCAAAUGGAGCAAGCUGGACCGGUGGCUAUUGCACGUUGUGCAGAUAUUGUAUUCGCAUUUAUAUGGCAAAUCAUGUUUUUUGGGGAAACACCAACUGGCUAUUCCCUUUUAGGGGCUUUGUUAGUUGUGAGUUCAGUUAUUUUGACAGCGCUUAAGAAAUGGGCAUUGUCGCUGCCACGGGAGUCCUCGGCUAGAAAACGACUACGAUAUUUAUUAUUAAAUUAAAAACAUACAUAUAAUAUCUCUCUUAAUGGAGCAUACAAAUAUUACGACAUUAAUAAUAGAAGCGCAUUGUGGUUUCUCUCAUAGGAUGAUAAUUAUAAUAAUGCAUCUACGUAGUAAUAUAUUAAAAGUAAUUAUUAAGAAACGAAUCAACUAAUAUACGUUAGCAAAACCAAUUAAACUACACUUUAUAUUGUAAUUAAUUCAAACGAGGCUGGCAUUUAAAUAAAUAUAAAAUAAAAA
Bactrocera dorsalis (oriental fruit fly) is the source of this 1669-nucleotide messenger RNA. Its product is annotated as solute carrier family 35 member G1. Gene Ontology annotation, cellular component: membrane. Bases 383 to 1429 code for a protein of 348 amino acids. The transcript has 3 exons. The record is from RefSeq and is a predicted model, not a curated record. NCBI's taxonomy places the organism in Eukaryota, Metazoa, Arthropoda, Insecta, Diptera, Tephritidae.